Molecule: messenger RNA, 2301 nt
Organism: Meloidogyne enterolobii
Lineage: Eukaryota; Metazoa; Nematoda; Chromadorea; Rhabditida; Meloidogynidae
Source: the annotation of a GenBank genome assembly
AUGGAGUUAGGUCCAUUGGCAACAAAUAAUGAACUCAGACGUCAACUUUACGUGACGGAAGACACGAUUGACGGAUUGGAUGAAGUAAAUAGUAAACUUAAAUCAAUUUUUGAUAAGGGGAGGAAAGUCCUAUCAAACUGGCCAGUCACCACCCGAGAAAAAAGAUGGGUGGAAUUUAAUAAAAGAAUGAAAGAAUUGGGCGUUAGAGCCCUGAGCCAGCAAAUAUCCCAAAAAUUAAAACUAUGGAAAAAACGAAGAUGGCUAUUACACGAUAGACUACAAAUACCACAACCCGAAGAGCACACUGAAGAAGAGGUGCAAAAUCCGCAACUUUACAUGACGAUCGAUCGUAUAGCACUGAACGAAACUAAUAGAACAUUCCCCUGUCGCUUCUGCGACAAUCAGCACCGAUCAAUAAAAUGCCGAACUUUUAAUACUGCAGAAGAAAGACGCGUUAGGGCGUCAGAAAGAAGAAUAUGCUUUAUAUGCCUACAGCAAGGCCAUGAGCAUAAAAAUUGUAGCCGUAGACGAGAUUGUGCCUUUUGUGGCAACUCACAACAUAACGCAGCGUUCUGCGAGAAAUUAUUCAAGAAUACCGACGAAGAAGAAUAUUUAGAAAAUAAUGAAGAAUAUUUAGAAAAUAAUGGCGAUAAGGCCAUCGCCGACCCGAAGAAAGAAGAAAUAAUUGAAAAUGCCAUGCCUUUCCAAAAGUCAAACCCUUUAAUCUGUAAGGAUGUAACAGUAAAAACCCCAAUAAUUUCCCUUGGCGUUGGUGCCACUAAUUUGAAUACUUUGUCGAACAUAACAAACGCCAAUGUUUUUCAAUUUAUGGAGCUCCAACAUCAAAGAACCCUUAGAUGGAUUGAGGCUACCACGGCCAUUCCAACUCAAAAAUUUAUUAUGUCAGAAAAUAUAAGGGAUUUAGUCCCAGAACAUAAACCCGUAAGGACGUUAGAGUUCUACACACCCCCAAACCAAAACUCGAUAGAGACGAAGGAGCGGGUUGGGCCGCAAACUGAAGUAUCUACGGAAAUAUACUUGAAGAACCGAAACAAUAAUGAGAAAAAUAUUGAAUUAUCGACUAGUGUGCUCUUGGAACAGCGAGUAAAAUUGGAGAAAGUAAGAAGGAGUCUAAUAGCCCAUCCUAAGAUUUUAAAAAGAAAAACAAAUAGUCGUCCCCGGAAAAGUGAAUCAGAAGAGAAUAGGAGGUUGCUCGCUAAUAAAACGAUUCCGGUUAGGCAGAAAUCAAACCACCCAAAUAAUUUAAAACAGAAAAAGCGCGUUGGGGCGCAAUUAAAAUUGAAAAAUUAUAGUAAGCCGUUAGAGGCUAACUCACCAAUUGUAUUUCUCUGUGACGAGAGAGCGUUAGAGCUCCGAAACGUCAUAAAGGAAGAAAACCUAAGAGGUUUGGUGUUCGAACCAUCCUCGUGGGAUUCACAAUUAUUCCGAAAUCAAAUAUUACUAAGAAAAGUCGACACAUUAGUAGUUUGGAAACAAUCCAUAGAUAAAGGACUGUUGGAAGUCCUAAGAGAAGCAAAUUCCCUUAAAAGUGUUGUACGAAAAAUAAUUUGGAUCGUGCCGUUAGAAGGCAUCGAAAUACCAAGCUUAAAAAACAUUACAGCGGUUAGAAAGCCUACAAAAAUCCAGUCAUUAUUAAUUAAAUUAGCAAUCUUGGGAACACCCUUAAUGACAAGAGAGACAAAGGAAAAAUGUAUUCGUCCAAAAGAAAAAGAACCUCCGAGGGAAUUAAAUAUCCGGCACCCCAAAAGAAAAAAACGCCCGUUAGUGGGUGAAAAUAAAAAUUUAGAGACUUCUAGCCUUAAUAAAGAAGUUAAACAAAAUAUUUCUAAUAAAGCAGAAAAAAUGAUUUACUAUCAAAAUAAUUCGAAAAAGCACCAGUUGGAUGGUGCCAACAAACCCAGACUACACCGAGAAUUUUAUCCCUCUAAACGUUAUGGGACUAAAGAAAAUCGUUCUGGUCAAAAGGACCAACAGUGCUCGUUAGGGAGUUUAAGCAAUCAAUAUAGUCCCCGAACCUUUUACCCUAGCAAAUUAAAUCAUCAAGAAUUGUAUUUAAAUUCAAAAAUCAAAAACCGCCCGUUAGAGGGUACAGCAAAAAAUUUUCGAUUCUAUCGUGAAUUUUAUCCCAGUAAACAUUCAUCUGGCGUUAGGGCCAAUAAUAUUAAGGUUAGCAAUAUGGAUCAAUCACACAGAAAUGAUGGAUUGGACAAUGGCAUGCAACAAAAAUCAUGGAACUUGGCAACGUCGAUGUCAGGAAAUAAUUGGUUUGGAGAAAAAUGA